Candidozyma duobushaemuli is the source of this 1929-nucleotide messenger RNA. RefSeq names its product putative electron-transferring-flavoprotein dehydrogenase. Gene Ontology annotation, cellular component: mitochondrial inner membrane. Gene Ontology annotation, molecular function: electron-transferring-flavoprotein dehydrogenase activity; iron-sulfur cluster binding. Bases 1 to 1929 code for a protein of 642 amino acids. Lineage: Eukaryota; Fungi; Ascomycota; Pichiomycetes; Serinales; Metschnikowiaceae. Gene Ontology annotation, biological process: electron transport chain. The transcript has a single exon. The record is from RefSeq and is a predicted model, not a curated record.
AUGCUCCCACGCUCCAGAGGCCUCCUACUGAGGGCUUCGAAAACACUAACAAAGCACCCAUACCGUUCAGUUCAGGCGGCCACGAGGCUAAAUAGCGUCAAUUCGGUGGCAUUCCGUCGUGACAUCCAUACUGCCUCGCCGCUUGGCUUCAAAUCCUCCCUGAUCCGCCAAAACGAAAUACCUUUUGAAAAACUCUCAGAUGAAGACAAAGCAACCCUUACAGAAGAAAGAGCCACCGACAACGUGGACGUAUGCAUUGUGGGCGCCGGGCCUGCUGGUCUAGCGGCUGCCAUCAAGCUCAAGCAGCUCGAUAACGAAGAAGGAUCAGGCGAGAUGCGUGUGGUUGUUCUAGAAAAAGCACCCGACUUUGGCUCCCAUAUUGUUUCUGGAGCUGUUCUUGAACCUCGUGCUCUCAAAGAGCUCUUUCCAGAAAGCGAGUUUCUCGAGGAUCUGGGCAUCCCCUUGCCGCCCGACCUUGUUACCAAAGUGCAGCAUGACGAUAUGCGGUUCUUGACUCAAGAGUACGCCUACCCUUUACCAGAACCACCACAGAUGAGAAACCACGGGAAAAACUACAUUGUGCUGUUGAGCCAGGUGGUGCAGUACCUUGCAGAGCAGGCCGAGGAGCUCGGCGUGGAGCUUUUCCCGGGCAUUUCUGUGUCUGAGCUUGUAUAUACUGACGGAGGAGCUGUCAAGGGUGUGGCUACUAAAGAUGUUGGAAUUGGCAAGGACGGAGCGCCUCUUGGGUCGUUUGAAAGAGGUAUGGAGUUCCACGCCAGACAGACCGUUUUGGCCGAAGGGUGCCAUGGUUCUCUUACCAAGAAGGCAGUGAACAAGUACAAUCUCAGAAAGGACAGUGAUCCUCAGACAUACGGCAUUGGCAUCAAGGAGGUGUGGCGAGUUAAUGACGAGAAGUUCCAGGAGGGGUUUGUGGGCCACAGUUUGGGAUUCCCGUUGCCUCUGGACGUUUACGGUGGAGGAUUCAUGUACCACUUUGGCGAUGGACUUGUUUCAGUGGGACUUGUGGUUGGUCUUGACUACGCCAACCCUUACAUCUCGCCGUACCAGGAGUUCCAAAAAAUGAAAACCCACCCUUACUACGCCGAUGUGCUUGAAGGCGGAGAGUGUGUUUCCUACGGAGCUCGUGCGCUUAAUGAAGGUGGACUUCAGUCUAUUCCAAAGCUCCAUUUCCCCGGCGGAGUCUUGAUCGGCUGUUCUGCUGGUUUCAUGAACGUGCCCAAAAUCAAGGGCACCCACACGGCCAUGAAGCUGGGUCUUGUCGCUGCAGAAAGCAUUUUCGAGGCUGUCAAGGAACUCGAUCCAGUGGACGAGGAAACCGACUUUGAGGAGGCCCUUGAUCUUCGCCAGUACGAGGAAAGCCUCAAGCAGUCGUGGGUCUACGAGGAGCUCCACGAAAUCAGAAACGUCAGACCGUCGUUCAACGGUCCACUCGGCUUUUUGGGCGGUUUGGCCCAUUCUGGCUUCACCACCAUGUUCUCCAAAGGAAAAGAGCCCUGGACAUUGUCUCAUAAGCACACGGACGCCGAGGCGACACAGCCAGCAUCGAACUUCUCUCCGAUCGAGUACCCCAAACCGGACGGAAAGCUCACUUUUGACAUUUUGACCUCCGUCUCCAGAACAGGCACCUACCACCAGGAAGAGGAGCCCAGCCACUUGAGAAUCCCACAGCAAAACCACAGAAAACAUGCUGAGAUUUCCUGGCCCAAGUUCAAAGGCGUGGAGCAGCGUUUCUGUCCUGCUGGUGUGUACGAGUACAUUGAGGACGAGGAGGAGCCUUUGGGCGUGAAGUUCAACAUCAACUCGCAGAAUUGCAUCCACUGCAAGACGUGUGAUAUCAAAGUGCCUGCCCAGGAUAUCGACUGGGAGGUUCCCGAGGGCGGCGAUGGGCCCAAGUACUACAUGACGUGA